Molecule: messenger RNA, 945 nt
Organism: Talaromyces atroroseus
Lineage: Eukaryota; Fungi; Ascomycota; Eurotiomycetes; Eurotiales; Trichocomaceae
Exons: 2
Coding region: 1-945 (314 amino acids)
Source: RefSeq, a predicted model, not a curated record
AUGUUAUCAUCCGGCUUUGCCAACGCCUCCGUCUCCAAAUACCUCGUCAUCUACAUCGUUGCAUCGUCAAUCGCGUUGUCGAUCUUCGAUGUCAAGCAUCUUGCCAACAUCAUCGUGGACCUCCACUUAUGGAAAUAUGGCCAGGUAUCGAGAAUAUUCACCUGGCAAGUAGCCGGGUAUGCCAACUCGACCGAGGUCUUGUUCGCGGCAAUGAUGGCGUAUCACUUGCGAGUCGUGGAGCGGAUUUGGGGAUCUAGGAAGAUGGCCACCUUCCUUGUGACAGUCCUGCCCUACACGACUAUUAUCACACCUCUUGUUCUUGCCCUCGUGCUACGACCGCUUUCGUUCGGUACACUGAAUUAUCUACCGUCCGGGCCGACUGCGAUUAUAUUCGCGCUGCUAGCACAAUACCACGCCGCGAUUCCCCAUACAUUUAAAUACCGUAUCUCUACAUAUGGUGGAAGCACAAGCCGUCGGAACACCGCAUCGACGAACGAGGGCAGCAGCAGCAGCAGCAACAACGACAACACUAAACCCUCUUUAACGAUACUGCUCUCUGACAAAUCGACAACAUACCUUGUUGCCGCGCAGCUGGCGCUCUCGCAAUUCCCGGCGUCACUUCUGCCCGCCUUUGUUGGCUGGGCUGUUGGAAUUGCGUGGAGAGCGGAGAUCCUGCCGGCGUCUCGGAGUACGGGGAGAGGCUGGAGGGUUCCAGCCUGGGUAGUUGGGGAGAGGGAAUCUGCGCAACAACAGCAACAACAAAGACUCUCGUCUGCGGGCGGGGAUGGGGAGGAUAGCGAACGAUAUGCGGAUUUAAGAAGACGAUUGGAUGCUGCUUCUGCCGCAGCGGCGGCGGCUCAACAGGGUGCUAGCAGUGGUGUAGAAGGUUCUUCGGGGCAGACGCAGCGUAGGCCGUUGUUGGAACGACUUACGGGGACUUUCUAG